Ectocarpus siliculosus is the source of this 1551-nucleotide messenger RNA. The record is from the annotation of a GenBank genome assembly. Lineage: Eukaryota; Phaeophyceae; Ectocarpales; Ectocarpaceae.
GCGAGGCACAGAGGCAGAGAAGAGAGGAAGAGAGGGAGAGGAGUAGAGGACAAAGGGAUAGGGAGAGGAGGGAGCCAUGAGUGGCACCACGUAUACGUUGGUUUCCCUGCCCAACGAGCAGCAGCCUCCUGACCAGGUGUUCGGGAAGCUCAAGGGUUCAGCCGUCAAGACCUAUGCCGACAUCUUUAAGGUCGAGGUGCCUGCGCUUCAGGUCGGCACCCUGGACUCUUUGAUGCAGCUGUCGGACGACCUGGUGCGGAUCGACAUGCUCGUGGAGAACAUGGUCCGCAAGAUAGAGAAGCAGUACAUGGAGGUGGCUGGCGAGGCGUCGGAGACACUCAAGGUGGCCGGAGUGUCGCCGGGGCAGUACGUGCGGAUGUUCGAGUGGGACUACUCCAAGUUCGCCGUGCGUCAGAGGCUGCCGGCCCUCGUCGCGCUAAUCCAGGGGUCCGUCGGCAAGAUCGAGGAGGAGCACCGGAACCUGUCCAUGGUCUUCGCCGAAAAGAACCAGGCCAUGCAGGCGCUCAAGCGCAAGAAGGGCAACAACCUUGCCACGGUGGAGCUAUCCGAGGUGCUGUCGAGCGAGCAGCUGCGGGGCGUGAUGAUGGUGGACACGGAGAACCUGGUGACGCUCGCCGUGGCCAUGGGCAAGCCCCAGGAGAAGGACUGGCUCGAGGGGUACGAGUCCAUCGGAAGCGAAAUUGCCUCUCUCGGCAGCCCGGACUGGUCCAACCCUAGCGUAGCGUACAGCCUCGGCACCCAAGACGGGCAGUUCGGCCCCGGGUUUUCCAGCAGGGGCGUCGUGAAAGGGUCUCCCGUUGUGCCCGGCUCCACCCAGAAGGUGUUGGAGGAGGGGGAGCAGGUCCUCUACACCGUCACCGUGCUCAGAGGGCAGUACCAGGCGGGGUUCCACGACGGGGAGCAGUUCCAGGCGGGCAUGUCGACGGACUACGUGGCGGAGUUCAAGCGGAAGUGCAAGGAGAAGCGAUUCACGGCUCGCGAUUUCAUCUUUAACCCGGAGAGGACUGGGGAAAACCAGCGCGUGGAGGAGCAGCUCAAGACGGAGGUACAGCAGUUGCACGCGGGCAUGAUCCGGUGGUGCCGCGCCCACUUCGGGGAGGCGUUCUCGGCGUGGAUGCACGUCAAGCUCGUUAAGUCGUACGUAGAGAGCGUCAUGCGCUACGGGCUCCCGGUAGACUUCUCGGCCUUCGUACUCGCGACGAAGAAGGGACAGGAAGCCAAGGUGAAGGAGGCGCUCAGCGCGCUCUACGCACAUGUCUCCCAGCUCAGCUCCGGGCCCAUCACGGCCGGGGGCGGAGAGGACGACGGGGACAAGGACGAUGACGACACCGCGUACGUAUCCGAUAAGUUCUCGAUCGUGGCGGCCAAGUAGAAGAGUGGUCAGCAACAAGCAACUUAGGCACCGGGGAGCAGUUGGGACGGCUGCUGCUUGCUGCUGCUGCUUGCUGCUGCUCCUUGCUGCUGCAGCUGCUAGCUGCUGCUUGCUGUUGCUAGCUGCUGCUUCUUGCUGCUGCUGCUUGCUGCUGCUGC